AUGUCGAAUCGGAGUGGGUAUGCCAACCCAGUUUUUACUGGGGCCGCUGGUGUUCACACAAGACCGGAGGACAAUGAGCUACCCUACUAUACACCAGAGACGACAACGGAUCGAUUCAUACGGCGAAUAAGUAGUUUGAAAAAGGGACCGAAGUCAAAUGAAACGAUCGAAGACUAUAAACAAGUAAAAUUAAGGCCGGUCAAUAAGGAAAGGGAGAGUGAAACUGGCUUCGGAUCGGAAGAAAUCCAAUUAAUCAGUAGAGUUGAGCGGACUCAACAGUAUACAGGCGAUAUCGAUGGAGAUGAUCCAAAAACUCCAAAAGCUCUCGAACAAGCAAAAGUGCCCAAGUUCUCCGGCUUGGGGGUCAUGAUCCUCUCGUUAUCGAUAUUUUCGACAUUAUUUUCUCUUCUGUUUUUCUUCAUAGCCGUCGCAAAACCUAGAUAUCAAGGUUAUAUUCAUGCGAACGGUCAUCUCUCCCCAACUACCGCAUCUCUCUUAUCUGCCAUCUUCGCAAAGGCGAUUGAAAUAUCGUUUGUCACAGUUUUUACAUCGUAUACUGGCCAAGUACUCAGUAAACGGGCGUUGGGAAAAGAUUCGAAAGGGAUUAGGAUAGCGGAUCUAUUGAUGAAAGGAUGGGUCUACCAGCCAGGAUCAUUACUUACGACAAUGCCAGGCCUAAAAUACGCUGGGAGGACACUAUUGGGGGUUGUUAUUUUGUUUGUAGUUCUAUGCGUGACAUUUUAUACGACUGCCGCCGAUUCUUUAGUUUCUCCAAAACUUCAUUUUAGUAAAUAUGGUGACGUGAAGUUAGAAGGAUAUGUCACCUUAACAUACGGCAAUUCAACAGCUUUAGCUUCACGAUGUCCCGCGAUUAUCAGUUCGUCCUUGGACGGUCCUAUGAAUGGCUCCGCACUUCCCGUAUCACAAACGACCUGCUACCGAGUCCAUAAUAGUUACCAACCACUUCGAGACUUUACAUUUUUCACAGACGCAUGGAACGGAUAUCGAGCCGACCAAUCCAUACCGAGAGACCAACUCAACCGAAGACCCGUAGGAUGGACAACGGUUGGAAAUGAAAGAUACUACGGAGCAUGGCUCGAGAUAUCCGGUUCCGACAAACUGAACAAUGUAACAUUAGCCAUGCCUCACGGCAGUAUUGUUCCAUCGGUUCGAAACGUUACCCUCAACAACCUCGUCCAACCAGAGAUGCAAAGUGAUUUUGGAAAUAUCGAUGCAACGGCUUCAGUUCUAAGUCCCGCUAUCAACGUCAUCUGCUACAAAUUAAACCAAACCGCAGUACAAUGGUUCAUAUCAAAUAACUCAUCAGACACCAGACAAGGACUCCUCGACCCAGAAGCCCAAAGAAUCUUCAACUUCGACCCAUCUUCCUCACAAUCCCUCUCUAUUCCCUCAGAAGGCCAAUAUCUCGCCCCAUCAUUCAUCUCCCUCCCACCACCCUUCAACGUCGCAAUCUUCGCUUCAGCAGGCUACACAGAUCCAUCAAUGUACAUGCUAACCGCCGCAAACGCCACAAUAUCCCCAUCCUACACCCUCUGCGCCAUCCGUUCCCUCCUAACCUCCCGCUGCUCCACAACCUACCUCUCCGCCUCCGGCGGUGGUAACGUAACCACAAACUGCUCCCCAGACAACCAAAACUCUCUAUCCCACUCCCUCCCUUCAACCAAUCAUGAAACCUACCAAUCCCAAUUCAAAGACAUCUCAACCGCCCUCGCCUACGCACUUUCAUUAAACGUCGCAGACGCCGCAUUAUCCCGAAUCCUCGGUAUCUUCGCCACAUCCACAGUUCCAGGAUUCAACCCUUCCCUCCCAUCCGUAGCAGAAGCAUUAGCAAUUCUAUACGCAAACGCCAUAGUCCUCUCCUCCGUAGGCGCUCAAUUCGGUGCCGACGAAAAAUCAAAUUCUUACGCGGGGGUGGAUCCGUAUCUGUACCAACUCCCCACGACGGAAUCUUUCAAUGCGAGGAUAAGAACGGUAGAGUACGCAUCGGGUGUAUCUGCGGGUUGGCAGGCUAGCUUUUAUGUCGUAUUGGCCGGUGUGAUGGUUAUGAAUGUGUUUUGUUUGGUAUAUUUUUUUGUAGCAAGGGGGCUUGUAUUUGAUAUUACGGAAAUCGAGAACUUGUUUUGUGUGGCGUUUAAUUCGAGGUCUGAUGGGACUGCUGUGGACUUUAGCAGUAGGAUGGCGAGGAGGAGAGACGGGUUUUAUGGGAAAGGUCCGAGGGGGAAGCAAUUUGGCCUUGCAUUUCAUGUUGACUGUGAGGAGGACGAGAGAUUUCAUUUGUAUAAAAGGGACUGA
This is a messenger RNA of Orbilia oligospora ATCC 24927, 2313 nucleotides long. RefSeq lists its product as uncharacterized. The coding region runs from base 1 to 2313 and encodes 770 amino acids. Lineage: Eukaryota; Fungi; Ascomycota; Orbiliomycetes; Orbiliales; Orbiliaceae. The transcript is spliced from 5 exons. The record is from RefSeq and is a predicted model, not a curated record.